This is a messenger RNA of Boleophthalmus pectinirostris (great blue-spotted mudskipper), 6199 nucleotides long. It is a transcript of the gene znf687b, whose product is annotated as zinc finger protein 687b. The transcript is spliced from 10 exons. Lineage: Eukaryota; Metazoa; Chordata; Actinopteri; Gobiiformes; Gobiidae. The coding region runs from base 219 to 4442 and encodes 1407 amino acids. The record is from RefSeq and is a predicted model, not a curated record.
CACAUUAUUAUUAUUAUUAUUACAUUGCUCCUUCUUAGUCUGAUUGAAUAGUCUUGAUUUAAAAAUUCACAUGUGGUUGUUUUAUAUCUUGUAACCCCUUAUUUAUUGCACGUAAAAGGUUUCUUCUCCUUUGCGUUGUUCUGUAGCAUGAGGAUGGAGAGCUGAUGAACUGGUGAUGCUGCUUGGAAAAUUCAUAAACAUUUGGAGUCAAUCCCGGCAUGGGGGACAUGAAGACCCCAGAUUUCGAUGACCUUUUGGCAGCGUUUGACAUUCCUGAUAUAGACGCCAAAGAGGCCAUCCAGUCUGCCCCAGAUGAGACCGAGGCUCCUCAUACUGGAACCCCUAGUUCAGCCUUAGGAAAGCCGGAAAACGUGGUUGGUGUUGGACCAUCUUUAAGACCACCAAGCCCCCCAGACUCCCAAACAGAUACUUCAAUUGUCAGCGUGAUUGUAAAGAAUAAAGUCCGUGCUGUGGAUGGGGUGGAGGGAGAGACUGAUCAGGACCCCAUUGAUGUUAUAGCAGGGGUGGAUGUGGGACCUCGACUUGGUGCUUGUGCUCCCGGGGUAGCCGAAUCAGAGCCACUAAAUCACAAUGGCUUUGGGACAUCUGGCGUGUCUCCUUCCCUUGCACUGAAUCAGGCGCAAUCCAAUGGAGCGCCAUGGUCAAUCAACACCAACAAAGUGUCUUCUGAAACAGCAGGGGGCAAGACACAUAAACAGGGUGGCAACAUUUUCAAUAGACUAAAACCACUUGUAUCACAGGGUACUGGUGAUCCCGUGGGUAGAGCCAGGAAAAUGCAACUUCUUCAGCAGCAGCAUCAACAGCAGCAAGACACGGGGCAGGAGCGGCCGGAUGGGGUCAAAGCAGCACUACCGUCGUCCUCCUCUUUACCUGCAGGGUCAUCAGCGUUAUCUGCAGCAGGGCCUGUUGGGUUAGCUUCACCUUUCUUCCCCCCUUCUAAACCGGUGCUACCUACGCCUUCACACCCUCUGCACUCUGCUCAGCCUUUUAACGGUGCUAGUAAAGGGGGAUUUCAGCACACACCAAUGGACGAGGAGGAUUCGGACCCCGAUUUAGGAAGCCCAUUGGUGAUACAAGAAACUCCGGAUUCUCCAACUGCCACUGAGCUAAGUCAAAGGUACAAAUCUGAUGCAACGCAGCCAUCUUCAUCUAUAGCUCCACAUCCAAAACCAGGCGACACACCUUCAGGGGCAUCAAUGGGCGUGUCCAUGCCUCAAUCCGGUACGACAGAAAGUCCUGCACAAGAAGAUAGGCAUCCAGAACAUGUAAUUGAAGAAAGAGACUCUCCAGAAAGUCCAGAACCAGAAAUGCCCAAAUCUGCAGCUCAGAUUGCAUCCAAGAGGUGCUCAAGUCCUGCAGUAGCCUCCACUCCGCCUCCUUCUGAACUUAGGGAGCCCAAAGAAGAGGAGGAGGAGAUGGAAGUGGGCAAUGGUAUCGAUAGGGUUGUAGAUGGAAAAGGAGAUACUGAAAAAGGUGAAAAUGCCAAAACGGGUGAAGAAAAAAUGGAUGUUGAAUACACAAAAUCAAAAACAUCUGGAGCAGACACUAAUGCUGCCCCAGCUGCAUCUGGCACACCCUCCCGCCCUCUCAAAGUUCGAAUAAAGACGAUCAAAACAUCCACAGGGGUUACUCGGACAGUUACCAGGGUAGCAUCUAAAGGAGGGGCAGAUAAGUCUCAGAGCGGGGAUCACAAACUUUUAUCGAACAAAAAUUCAAAAAAUGAAGCUGGACAAGUAACAACAUCUUCACAGAAAGUAAGUGCCCUCAAUGCCUUGCCUGUGUCCACUCUUGCUGCCAGUACUGUCAUGUUGGCAGCAGCUACUAAAGUUCAGAAUAAAAUGGCUGCUUCUGAAAAGGCAAAGGUCUCUGCAACGGCGGUUAGCAUCACAAAAUCCACGACUUUACCUGUAACUCCCUCUGCAGCGUCGACUCCCAAGUUUUCAGCUGGCACUGGUGGCAUAAGUGUGCGCACAUCCACUAAUAAGACAGCGAACGGGAGCACUGGUACCAUAAUAGCAAGCACCCUCCAACCAACUAAACCUGCUUCUAUAGUCAACAGUACAGGAGCUGUCAUCUCCCGCAGUCAGUCAAGUUUGGUAGAAGCCUUCAACAAAAUCCUAAACAGUAAAAAUCUGCUACCAAGCUACAAGCCUGACCUCUCUGCCCCUCCGCCUCCAGAAUGGGGCUUACCGCUGCCCUCUACUGGAUACCGGUGUUUGGAGUGCGGAGAUGCAUUUGCGUUGGAACGAAGCCUGGCGCGACACUACGACAGGAGAUCACUACGGAUAGAGGUGACAUGUAAUCACUGUGCAAAGAGACUGGCAUUUUUCAACAAGUGCAGCCUUCUCCUCCACGCGCGUGAGCAUAAGGAGCGCGGGCUGGUGAUGCAGUGCUCACAUCUGGUCAUGAGGCCGGUCACUGUGGAGCAGAUGAUCGGACAGCAGGACAUCACGCCCAUCGGUGGCCUGCUCUCCUCUUCAUCCUCCUCUCCUUCAGUCUCCACCUCCACCACCUCCGCUGCCUCUGGGACAUCCUCUAGCCCCAGCCCCAGAAAAGACUCCUCCACCCCGGCCUCUACUCAGCCACGACAGGUGCGGCGGGCUACCCAGGGCCCACAGGCGUUAAUGCCCCUGCCCUGUAAGAAGGCUGAGGGGCUCCAGUACAACAACUUCAAAUGCCCCGAGUGCCAAACGCAGUGUAACAACAAGGCUGAGCUGGUGACGCACUUCCAACAGAUCAGAGCCACUUCAAACUCAACCUGUUCUCAGUGCUCUCCUCCCAUGAUGCUGCCAAACUCGUGUGCUCUGUCAGCUCACCAGAGGAUCCACAAACACAAGGCUCCUCAUGUUUGUCCUGAGUGUGGGGGCACGGCGAGACAGGCCAGCUUCCAGACGCACCUGGAGGAGGCCUGUCUGCACUUUGCACGCCGAAUCGGAUACAGGUGCUCGAGUUGCCAGGUCGUAUUUGGGGGCCUAAACUCUAUCAAGUCCCACAUCCAGACAGCUCACUGCGAGGUCUUCCACAAGUGCCCCAGCUGCCCCAUGGCCUUCAAAUCUGCCCCCUCCGCCCAGAGCCACAUCAGCACACAGCACCCCAAUCUCACAGGGGGGCAGGCCAAAAUGAUCUACAAGUGCGUGAUGUGUGACACCGUUUUCACCCUGAAGCCCUUGCUGUACAUGCACUUUGACACUCAUUUAGCCAAACAGAAAGUGCACGUGUUCAAGUGUCCAGACUGCACCAAGCUCUACGCCCAGAAGGGGUCAAUGAUGGAGCAUAUCAAGACGGCUCACAGAGGACCGUCAGCCAAACAGGAAGUCCAGUCUGACAGCUCUAGCUCCGCCCCUGCCUCGACGAAUGCUGGUGCCUCUGGUCUCAAAUCCAAGUCUUCUGUGAAAACGGAUAACUCUGACGGAGAGGACUGGGGUCGCGAGCAAGAGGACGAGGAAGAGGAGGAUGAUGAAGAUGAUGACGAUGAUGGAGAUGAAGAUUAUGAAGCUCCUGGGAGUCACACGGUCUCGGCCAACCAAUCAGAGUGGACCUGCCCUCAGUGCCAGACCACCUUUACAGAUCACGAUGACUUUCUCAGCCACGUGAAAAUGGAGCAUGGAAAGUUUCCCUGCCGCAUCUGUGGUGGGACGUUCAGCACAUCGUCCAGUCUGAGGCGUCACGAGCGUGUCAUCCAUGAAGGAAACAAGCGCGUCUUCCGCUGCCAAUACUGCACUGAGGGCAAACGCACCUUUGGGAGUCGAUUCCUUUUGGACAAGCACAUUCGACUGCAUCACCGAAACCCAGAGGGCCAGGGUCCUCCAAUGACGAGGAAGCGUGCAGCUGGAGUGGACGGUCCAGGCAGCUCCUCGGAACUGGAUGGAGAGGGUCCCUCUGUGCUGAGGCCAGGGGAGGAGGACGAGCACCCCUCAGCGGACGGAGAGGAGGGGGCCGGUCCCGCUAAGAGGACCCGGGCGUCUGUGGCCUCGACACCAGCGUUGCCCCCUGCUGAACUGGAAGAGGACGACAGUGUGUUCCGGUGUGUUCCGUGUGGCUUCACCACAGAGGACGGAGCGGAGUUCCAGCAGCACAUCCCGCAGCACCGCGCGGACACUGCCUCCUUCCAGUGCCUGCAGUGUGGGGUGUGCUUUGCCUCAGCGGGCUCUUUGGGCAGACAUCGCUUCAUCACCCAUCGCGUUCGGGACACCCACAGCAGCAGCAGUGAAGUCCCCUCUGCAGCUCCACAGCGCCCCCACCAGGGCACCACUCCGGACGGGUCACCUGCCGGCUCGCCCCACGUCUCGGCAGAGGAAUCGGAGGGGAACCUGACCUGCAAAGUGUGCGGGCGGCGUUUCGACAAAGCCUCGGACCUCAACACGCACUUCCGAACCCACGGGAUGGCGUUCCUCACAGCCCACAAGACAGACAAGCCCUAGGAACAUUUAUAAACAGGGCUGUCCCAAAAGAUACAGAAAAUGAAUGUUGAAUUUAAAGAUGGCUGCUUCCUGUGCAGUUUUUUACCCCCUAUAAAUAGACAGUUUUAAAUAUCUAUGGCACCUCUUCUGUCGGAUUGUAACUGCAUGUUUCGGUCACUAAACUCAACACACCUGUGCUAGAAAGGCAUUAUAUUAUAGUCUCAACCAUACUGUGUCCAAAUAUGUCCUUACCAUUUUCACCUCUGCACUAACUGUAGCGCCACCUACCUGUUUACUCAUGCAACACUCCUGCCAAUUUUACCGCUACUUUUAUUUGCCUUUACUACAUUUUACUCAGCUGGCUUUACUGGCCUGUUUUAAUGGCUUCACAUUUGACUUUUUAGCUGCUAAAACAGAUCGACGACAAGAGGGGGAUGGCUUUAGGAAAUUGACACUGUUUUUUAUGUUGCUAAAAUAUUGUAAUAUUUAUUUAUACGAACGUGACUUCUGCAACAUAAGAGGCAUAUCUUUGAAGGCAUUUUUAUUAGAUGAGUUUAUUGAAGGCCUGUAACCUGUUAAGUGUGAAAAUGUGUAAUGUUGUUCUUUGUUAGAGCUUGAAGAGGGUUUAAACGUGAUAUACUUUCACUGGACAUAUUAUCAGAAACACGGUGUACUUAAGUGAGUAUCAAAAGGCAGUAACUAAUACAUUUUAACUUGUAGAUAUCAUAACACAAUUUAAAUUGCACAAAUAUAUAAAGGAUUAUCAGUAAAUUGUCUUUUGUGACUUGUGGUAUUAUUAGCCUUAGACUCAAAGUGUGUUGUUUAGACCAAGUUAAUAGUCUAGAAAAGUGGUCCCUCAAGUGUGAAGUUGAACAUUAUCAGUGUAUGUACAGCUUCUUUAAAGCCUUAAUAUAAUUUUAAUUAUAUAUAUUUCACAAUGAGCUGUUAAAUAUGUGCCACAAGAAUUUUUAAGUACUUAUUUUUUUGGAAACACCCUAUUUUAGAUGUGUGAAACUCAAGUACAACACAAAUUUGUACAAUUGUAAAGUGUCUUACAUUUUUGUUACCAUGUUGCCAUGAUUGUCACAACUGUCCCUUUAUAUUUAAUAAGUGUUUCAAUUAGUAAUUAAAAAGUUGUGCGUAGGAACUACAAACACCAAGACUAGCCAAGGUUACAAUUGUGGUUCUUGAUUUAAAUGAUAUUGGAGUCUAAAUGGAUUAACAUUGCUGCCAUCUAGCUUAAGACAGUGACUUUAAUAAUAUGUCCAGUGAGUGUACGAGUACGAGUUUGCCAUGUAAAUACAUAUAAUUACACUAAAAGAAAAGUGCGCUGGUUUUAGUAACUUGCUAUGAUAAUGUGAAUACGUAUUUGUACCUGUACUGUUCCCUUUUUUCCAAACACAUUGAAGUCUAAAAGUAAAAAAAAAAUCUUCCCCCCAGAAGUAGCUAUCCAUUGUAAUUACAGAUUGAGAGCUUGGGGGCCGUGUUGUCUUAAGUGUAUGAAUACAAAUGUUAAUCUAUGGGAGAUGGUUGAUUUUUUUAUGAAUGACUCAGUGCUUGCUUGUUUUUCUUUUCUAUGUUACAAAGCAGCCUUCAUUGUUAAGCGACGGAGGCCUAUGGGUGGACUUCUUUUGUUUGUAUCUUUUAUAUGUCAUGAUAUCAUAUUUAUAUAGCUCUAUAGUGGAAAACUUCAUGUCAUUUUUUUCCAUGGUUGUGGUCUGCUUGCUGAAAUGCCAUACACUUUUGUGCUGUUUCGAAUAAAUGUGUAAAAGAGAAAA